CCAAACAAACGAAAGCGCGCGUUUGAAGCAGAGACGACAAUCAACCAAGGAAGUAUAAAAUCAAUAAAACAAACAAGCAAUUGGAUAAGAAUUGGAUUGGACACAUUUGUUGUACAGGAUUAUUUAAAAAGUUAAUUCAAUUUUAAAUCUAAUCUUAUAAUUAUUAAAAUGCAGAGACCAAGACGUACUUCUGAAUUUCAUGAAGAACCUGGUGGAAUAAGGCGCCAGUCAAGGGCCCAACAAAAAAGCGUAGCCCCAUCACCAUCUACAGCUUCCAAAUUCACAACAAGGCAAAGUCGCAUUGCUGUGCCCACACGAUCCGGCUCAACUGAUCGCGCAACAACAAGCUCCAAUGCAUUUCUUACAGUUCCCGGUAGCGUUACGGGUCGUCAGUCGACCACACCCAUGUCGAAUGCUAAAAUCACCAGUAAUCGUGUUCUCUUCACUGCCGAAAAACAUCGUGGUGGUAAUGCAACUGCAUCCAAUGGUGGCGCCUUGCAUAACGACAAGAAAUGGGUACAGGAACAGACACAACGCAUCACUGAAUAUCUACUAAAUCAGAAUACAAUUGGUGGCAUGAGUACCGAUUUCCUGCAGAAGGGUUUGCGCCAAAUGUCCAUUAAACAGUUUGUGGCAAUUGUCAACUUUUUCCUCAAUCACAUUUGGGGGAAACGUUAUGUGGUUGGCAGCAAUCAUGUCGAGGAUAUCAUACAAAUAUUACAGAAGUUACAAUAUCCUCAUCCCGUAAAUAAAUCAUGGCUGAAGACGCCCAAUACCCAGCAUUCGUUUGGCAAUGUCGUUGUGUUGUUGGAUUUUCUAAUGGAUUUUGUACCACCCUAUGUGGAUGAAGAUGUUGUGCCACAGGUUGUGGAUUUCUUUGAAUUGCAGGAGCCGCAUGAAAUCAUGAAUGGUUCCCGAUUGGCGGAGGACAUAUUUCAAAGUCCCGACUUGGAAUUUCAACGUGAAUUGUUAAUGAACACUGAGGAGGGAUUUACUCUCUGGGAUACCCAAAUGAAUGAUGAGUUUAAUAGCUUACAACAGGAAACAUGUAAUCUUCUCAUAAAAAAGACUUGUAAUUUUCCGGAUGCAGCUGCAAUUCACGUAGAAAUUGAAAAACUGAGUGCCCAAUUGAAAUGCUUAGAGGAUGCAAAACCCAAAGAAGAUAAAGAAUUAGUGCGAUUGGAAGCCAAAUUAACAGAUGAAUUUGAUUUCUUAAGUAACGAUAUGGAGCGGCUGAAAGAGGAAUAUCAUAAUAAAAAACGCACUCAACAACAAUUGACCCGGGAGAAGGCAGAUGUACUAAAUGAAGUGGAGAAUAUGGAAACAGAAAUUGAAAAUUUACAGAAGGUAAUCAACAAGCAAGUCUGUACGGUGGAGCAAAGAAAUCAGUUAAUGACCGAUCAAAAACAUUUGGAACAUUUACUGAGCAUAGAAGAGCGUACCUUGCGUGAACUGGAGUCACGCAACCACAAUCAACAGGUGCUCUAUGCAAGGGUGUUAAAACAGUUUACCGAUGGUGUGGAUUCCUUUAAUGCAUUUAUGAGGGAAAUUGCUUUCUCGGAUAUACCAGAGAUGAAGAAAAUCUCUUCCGAGGAACUUCAACUGCCUUUGCGUCCCGAUGAAGAACAACUUCAGCAACGUAUUCCAAACUUGCUGCACAUCAAGGAAGCCACACUGAAAGCAAUACAGGAAAAGAAAAAACAGGCCACAGAAACGCAACUACGUGCCAAAGAUAUUAUCGAUGAAGUUGAUACACAAUUGGAAACAAAACUUAACGCCUUGCGUCACCGUGUAGCCCAGGAAACGGAUAAAUUUGAAAAAUUAUGUCAAAAAAUGAAAGAACAUGCUGCCAAACUUAAUAUGCAAGCCCAGGAUUUGCAAAACCAAAUAUUAAGCGCUGACAAAAAUAUUGAACAGCUACAAAGUGCCAUCGAACAAAAACGCAUGGAAAUUGAAAUGAUGAAGGCCAAGAAUGAGGAGACCAUGAAAGAUGCCGAGGAACGACAUGCAAAGUAUAUAGAACAGAGAAGGGCUUUCAUAACAGCUUACGAUGAAAUGUUUGAGCAAUCAGUUAGCGGUGAUGUUUUGAAGAAAUUGGCCGAACAAGUUGAAGAGCGAGAGAAAGAGUUGGAGAUAUUGCGAAAGGAAUUUCAAACAGAAGUGGUUCCAAUCGAUCAACAGGAUUGAAGGAAAUGUGUUUUUGCUUGCCACUUUUAUAAGAAUUAAUGUGUAAUUUGUUGCUUUCUUGUAAAUAAUA
Messenger RNA from Musca domestica (house fly), 2257 nucleotides. RefSeq lists its product as uncharacterized. Lineage: Eukaryota; Metazoa; Arthropoda; Insecta; Diptera; Muscidae. Gene Ontology annotation, cellular component: Ndc80 complex. Gene Ontology annotation, biological process: attachment of mitotic spindle microtubules to kinetochore. The record is from RefSeq and is a predicted model, not a curated record. The coding region runs from base 169 to 2187 and encodes 672 amino acids. The transcript is spliced from 3 exons.